AUGCAGGCCUCCAGAGUGGUGUGCAAAGGUUAGUUUCUUGUUUCAAAUUAAUGGUUUUGACACGAAAAUUAAUGAGUUUUAGCCAAUUGUUGCGAAAAAUGUUGCAGUAGCGAGUACACAAUAUGUCACUAAGUGAUUACAGUGUAAAAUCAAGUUUUUUUGGCGCUAGGACAAAUGCGGUUUUUGUUCAUUUUUUGGUGUUAGAAAAUGACGUUUAAUAUUUAUUUAAUAGUUUGCCUAAUGCUACGAAAGACUGAUCAACUUGUUUUAGAGUCUUAUCGCCUUGUCGUGGUUGGAGCCGGGACAGGUGGGACAGCUUUGGCCGCUCAGUUCUCUAGUUCAUUGCUAAAAGGUCAAGUAGCUGUUAUUGAUGCUUCUCCAGUAAGUUUUCAUGUAGUUUUCUUAGAAAUUCUGCAAUAAUGUUAUUGUUUAUGUAUUUUGGUUUAUGGUUUUGCUGAUAAACUUUUAUAAAUAUUCAUAGUUAUAGUCAAAAAAGUAUGGUAAUGUUGUAGAUCCACUACUAUCAACCUGGAUUUACUUUAAUUGGAGGAGGUCUGAUUCCUCCCGCUACAGUAAUAAAAGAACGACAAAGCACGUUGGCUAAGAAUGUAAAAUGGAUAAAGCAAGAUGUCGCCGAGUUUAAUGCUAAAGACAACUCUUUGGUCUUGAGGUACUGUUAGCACAAAGAUAUUGCACAUUUAAUGAAUCAUUAAAGCUUUCUUUGUCAUUUUUGUCAACCUUGAUGUUGACUUUUAGUCUUAGCAGAUAGUUUGUAUCGUCACUCAAUUCUAAAAUUUUUUUUUAAAACUAAUUGCUUUGAAAUUUUAUAAAAUGGAAUUACAGAGAUGGGAAAGAAGUAGGAUACGAUUACCUUGUGGUAGCUACUGGAAUCGACACAAGAUACGACUUGAUUGAAGGCUGUGAGAAAGCAUUGAAAGAUGAAAACAGUGGAGUCUGUAGCAUAUACCGCUUCGAUCUUGCUCAGAAGACGUAUCUUCAGCUUCAGAAGUUCACUGGAGGUAACGCUGUCUUCACUUUUCCGAAUACUCCGAUAAAAUGCCCUGGAGCACCGCAGAAGAUCUGCUACAUGGCUGACGAAAUAUUUACUAAUGUGAGUUAGUGUAGACGCUUGAAGAAUGUAAAGUAAAGAUAAGGGUUCGGUCCGCAAAAAUUUUUGGUCGGCCAGUCUGGUCCGCUCCGGCAAAACACUUAUCCUGGAUAUUGUUGCAGAAUGGAGUCCGCGACAAAACAAAAAUCAUCUUCAACAACACAUUGGGUGUCAUCUUCGAGGUCAAGAAGUACGAAGACGAGCUGAUGAAGGUGUUGAAGCAGAAGAAUAUUGAGUAUCACUUCAGGAAUAACCUGAUCAAAGUUGAUACUGAUAAGAAAAUAGCAACUUUUCAAGUUGUUGACGAUCAAAGGAAGCCGACAGACAAAGUUCAAGAAAUUCCAGUAAGUUGACAUUUUUAAAGUGACUACAACAGUAAAAAAUAUGAUCUCCAAAUCUUUACAAUUAUUUAAGAAACCAUAAUUUAAUUUUUAGAAUUCUCUAGCUCGAAAGCUAUUCAUCGAUAUUAUUUUUAAAUUUUAAAAUAUGUUUUUAAUAUUUUAGUAUGACCUUUUACACGUUGGACCACCUUGUACUCCAGUGAAAGCUUUGAGAGAAGCCGCUGCCUCAGGCAAUCCGUUGACAGAUGCAGUUGGAUAUGUAAAAGUGAACGAAAGGAGUUUACAGUCAACUGAAUUUGGCAAUGUCUUUGCUUUCGGAGAUUGUGCUGGUACUACUAACAAGAAAACCGCUGCUGCUGUUGGUAAGCUAUAAAGUAGAGUUUUUCAAUGUUUUUGAAUACCAAGUUACUUUUUUCUGAUAUGAUUAUUACAUAAAGCCCGGUAGCUUACUAUCAUUUAUGUUUUCAGCUCAUCAAUUAAGAACCCUGAGCCAGAACCUGGACUCAGUAAUGAAGAAAGGCAAAGUAAAAGAUGAGUACGAUGGCUACGCGUCUUGUCCUUUGGUAAUUGACUCAAAACAUGUUAUUUUGUCCGAAUUCAAUCAUAAAGGACCAAUCGAAACGUUGCCUAUCAACCAGGCAACUCCUUCUUACACCAACUACUGGAUUACUCGCUACUUUUUACCAUGGCUCUACUGGUCACUCCACUUGAAAGGCCAAUGGUUUGGUCCGCGCAAGAUACGAAAGGCUUUGAGAUUUGGCAAAGAUUAG
Molecule: messenger RNA, 2219 nt
Organism: Bursaphelenchus okinawaensis
Lineage: Eukaryota; Metazoa; Nematoda; Chromadorea; Rhabditida; Aphelenchoididae
Source: the annotation of a GenBank genome assembly